GUCCCAGUAUUUGCAUAAGCAAAGGUUACUGAGAUUUGACCUUUUCUUAUUUGGCGCAGGAGGGAGGAGAGACGCGAAGGAGGGCUGAUAUACGUGUGCUGUCUUAUUUUCGGGCAUCGCCACUUUUGUCCCGGCAUCAUAGAAAACAGCAUGGCGCGUUACUCCAAGUUGCACACGGCGUCGUGAGCUGAGAUUAUACAAUACAAAGUUACGGGUGACUGCUCACCUUGGGACCCGCACGUCAUUGCACAUCGAAGCUGCAUGCACAAACGGGACCAGGACGGCAGCUAUGACCAACGCUGCGCUUGACGACGACGAUGUCCCCACCAAGCGCGAGUCGCAUUUCAACAACCAGCGCUCGUCACUGCGUUCUUCCACCCUCUCCGAAGAGUCUGCGCACCGCCCGGAACCGCGAUCACGAACCCGCAGCGACCUGCGCCGCCUGCACGACUUCAACCUCGACCUCGAGAGAGUCCACUCGGAGCACGCGGAUAGCGAGCCAUUGCCCUCGCCCACCUCGACCGCCUCGCCCGCACCCAAUGUACCGUAUACGCGACAGCGGAAUCACUCGUACAGCAGCGUGAAGCGGUGGGACAAAAACGCCGGAAAGCACCGAUCGCUCAGUACAGUCUCCUCACGAGCCGGCGAGAGCAAACACGACGACGAUCUCUUAGGAGCAGACUCCUGGCUUCAUCUCUACAACGACAACGCGCAUUCGCCCAAUCUUCCCACGCCAUUGUGCACGCCCAGAACGCGAGCGCAGAGUAGGGCGUCACAGAGGGAGAAUCCUGGAGGUGGUAGUCCGGCAUCUCAAACACAUCCACACCGAUCGAGAAGACCUUCUUUUCCACUCGGACGAGUAGCGCCCGGAGCUGCAUCAGGGUCUCAGCUAGACAUUACGGCCCUGCCCAGCAUGUCGCCCGUCCAGGAAGAUGGGCAUGACCACACCCACCACUAUGACCACUACCACGCGGACGCAGAGCGCCACCUGCGCUCCAAGCGCACCCCUGGGCAGCAAAAAGCAUCGAGAUGUGCCACGGAGCUGUACACCAUCUCCUACCUUAUCUUUUUCUCCAUAUGGGGCACGCUAGCUCGUCUGGGUCUACAAGCCAUGACGUUUUACCCCGGCGCACCAGUCAUCUUCUCUGAACUAUGGGCCAAUGUCGCCGGCACAUUCAUAAUGGGUUUCUUAUCCGAAGACCGCCGUCUCUUCGCUGCGGAAUGGGGGAGUCGCAGUAAUAGUAAUGAUGGUGAAGAGAAACUCCCCGAACCAACCGAUUAUCCCGCCAAUGAUAUCGAACACUCUCAACACAAAGCACGACAUGGGAAGAUCAAGAAAACGAUACCAGUGUAUAUUGGUCUAGCAACAGGGUUCUGCGGAUCAUUUACCAGUUUCUCGAGUUUCAUGCGCGACAUCUUCCUCGCGCUAUCGAAUGAUCUCAAAAGCCCUAUAAAUCAUCCUUAUCCUGCGGGUACAUCUACACCGGCUGUGACCACCACAGUACCGCGUAACGGCGGAUACUCCGUCAUGGCCAUCCUCGCCACCAUCAUAAUAACCAUAGCAACAUGUUACUGCGCGCUCCACAUCGGCGCGCAUCUCGCUCUGGCCCUAGACCGCUUCACACCCAGCCUGCCCUUCCGGUUCACGCGCCGAGUCUGCGAUCCAAUCUUCGUCAUACUAGGCUGGGGCGUAUGGUUCGGCGCUAUCAUCAUGGUGUGCCUGCCUCCCUACUCAACAUGGCGGUCCCAAGCCCUCUUCGCAUGCGUUUUCGCGCCCGCAGGCUGUCUACUCCGAUACUACAUCUCCCUCUUCCUCAACCCAAUUGCGCCUUCUUUCCCACUCGGCACUUUCACCGUCAAUAUAUUCGGUACUGCUGUCCUUGGUAUGGCAUACGAUCUCCAACACGUGCCCCUUAGCAGUACAGGGCUGGUUGGAGGUAGUGUGAUUGGUUGUGCGGUUCUCCAGGGGAUCCAAGAUGGGUUCUGUGGCUGUUUGACUACGGUCAGUACGUGGAUUGUGGAAAUUGAUACGGCAAAGAGGAGAAGGAGUGCGUAUCUUUAUGCGGGUGCGAGUGUAGCCGCUGGACUGGGGUUGUUGGUUGUGGUUAUGGGGAGUGUGAGGUGGACGGUGGGGUGGGAGGAGAUGUUGUGUAUGACGUGAUGAGAUGGUGAGGUGGUUGUUGGACGUCUCGUUUUGUUUGCAUUUAUGGUUUUGGUUGUUUGGGAAACAUGGUCAUGAUAUGAUGGGUCAUGAGACGGUAAACGGGGAUCUCACUGGUAUACGAUAUAUGAUAUGAUAACGGAGGAUGGUGGUUUUUGGCAUUUACACUUAUAUACCCAUGCAAGAUAGAAUCAAGCUUAC
Messenger RNA from Alternaria rosae, 2362 nucleotides. Its product is annotated as CrcB-like protein-domain-containing protein. NCBI's taxonomy places the organism in Eukaryota, Fungi, Ascomycota, Dothideomycetes, Pleosporales, Pleosporaceae. Bases 290 to 2161 code for a protein of 623 amino acids. Gene Ontology annotation, molecular function: fluoride transmembrane transporter activity. The record is from RefSeq and is a predicted model, not a curated record. Gene Ontology annotation, biological process: fluoride transmembrane transport. The transcript has a single exon. Gene Ontology annotation, cellular component: membrane.